Molecule: messenger RNA, 586 nt
Organism: Diatraea saccharalis (sugarcane borer)
Lineage: Eukaryota; Metazoa; Arthropoda; Insecta; Lepidoptera; Crambidae
Source: the annotation of a GenBank genome assembly
UGUUGAGGUUAGUUUUUUAUAUUUCAAGAAACAGAAUAUUUUACUAUAUUUAAUAAGAAGAAAUGGCUAAACAUCAUCCCGACUUAAUUUUCUGCCGUAAACAACCAGGUGUAGCUAUUGGUCGCUUAUGCGAAAAAUGUGAUGGCAAAUGCGUGAUUUGCGAUUCGUAUGUACGUCCGUGCACUUUGGUUCGAAUUUGCGACGAAUGUAACUAUGGGUCAUAUCAGGGACGAUGUGUUAUUUGUGGAGGUCCCGGAGUAUCAGAUGCGUAUUAUUGCAAGGAGUGUACAAUUCAGGAAAAAGACAGAGAUGGCUGUCCGAAGAUUGUGAACUUAGGAAGUUCUAAAACUGAUCUAUUUUAUGAAAGAAAGAAAUAUGGCUUCAGAAGACAUUAACAGUGAAAUUUGUUUUAUAAUUCCAAUAGUCUGUAAUGUAUUUGUAUAAGUUUCAUAAAAGUACAUAAUUGUGAUGUAAUUCAGAUAGUAUAUUUUUUAAACCAUAAUUAAUGAUAUCAAUAAAGAAUUUACUUUCUACACUCUCUGAAAUGUUCAAGAUGUCCAUAAAGUCGGAAAUAUAGUAGUCUCUU